Messenger RNA from Striga asiatica, 624 nucleotides. Lineage: Eukaryota; Viridiplantae; Streptophyta; Magnoliopsida; Lamiales; Orobanchaceae. The record is from the annotation of a GenBank genome assembly.
AUGAAGGCCUACGGAUAUGCCGGGUUCGUCUGCCAACAUUUUCCCGUGGAGAUUGCCGCUUUGAAGCCCCACGCCGCACUUACAGUAAGAUAUACGAUUCUAAGGUUAGCGUGUACAGUCAUAAAUGCACUUAUAGUUGGAACCAGUGUUUCUCCUGUUGUUGGUGACGCCAGGGAUGAGUUUGUAGAUGUUGUUUCUACCUUUAGGUAUGUUGAAUUCUUGGUUUCAUAUUUUCAGACUUUUGUUGGUGCAGUCAAGGCAUUACAUGUGCUUCCUCAGGAAUCACCUACCUCAUUGAAAAAACCAUUGGGCAUUGUUUAUUCAAAAAAAAUCAUCAAGGCUCGAAUGGUAACUCCCAAGAAAACGUUCGCAUUACUAGACAACUCACUGGAGAUCAUCCUCUUGGAGCAGAAUAGACGUGAAAACCAGUCUUUGGACGAAAAUCCCAUCAGGAAAGUUACUGAUCAGGUGCAGGAGGCAGCCCAUAUUUCAGGGAAAGAAAAUUCAAACAGAAAAGAAUCGCAAAUUGAGAGUAAAAAUGGUGCUGGUCAAAAUGGCGUGAGGAAAGACAUUAAUACCAAACAUCUGAAGGAUAUUCAUUCAUACUGCAUGAUAGACAACUAG